UUCUAAAUGUGUGCGUAAUAUUCGAUGUGCUUACACAUACAUAUGAUGUACAAAAAUUCUUAUUGUAUUCAUCAUAUGUACACAUCUUUUUAAAUCCAAACACGGUUCCUAAUUGUUCAGUAUUUCCAGAAACAUGGAAUCGUUUAAGCAAAAUGACGGCAAUCGUGACGAGCUGAUUAUUCAGCAGCAGCGUGAAAUAGAAAAGGAGAUCAGCGAUACCACUCCUUUAGUCAGCGAGCAGUUGCCGCUAACGUGCCUGUGGGCUGAGUACAAUGGCGAUGAGGUUUUUACUGCCAAAAUUCAGGAUCUCUCGAAAAAGUACAAGUUCAUCCGGCGCACCCGGCCCGAUGGCAACUGCUUCUUCAGGGCCUUUGCAUACUCCUACUUGGAGUACUUGAUCUCAAACAACAGUGCCUACCAGGAAUUCCGCAAGCUGGCUGAGGAGUCCAAGGACAAACUCGUUCAGCUAGGAUUCCCCAGCUUCACAUUGGAGGACUUUCACGAGACUUUUAUGGAAGUCAUAAAACGUGUAAGUCCAGACGAAGCUGGUGGCCACGAAAAGGUGCAGACAGAGCUGCACAAGAUAUUCAAUGAGCAGGGAUACUCAGACUAUGUGGUUGUCUAUUUACGAUUAAUUACCUCCGGCAAACUUCAGGAGGAAGCAGAUUUUUAUCAGAAUUUCAUCGAAGGUGACUUCACAAUCGAGGAGUUUCGCCACCAAGAAGUAGAGCCAAUGUACAAAGAGUCGGAUCAUAUCCACAUAAUCGCCCUAUGCACUGCCCUCGGUGCAGGGGUACGCGUGGAGUAUCUAGAUCGCGGCGAGGGCGGAACUGUCAAGGCCCACGAUUUCCCUGAGGGAACGGAGCCCAGAAUUUAUCUGAUAUACAGGCCAGGCCAUUACGAUAUAUUGUAUCCAAAUUAGUUUGCUCUUGAUAAUUUUUAAAUCAUCAAAACCAUUUAUGUAUAUAAAAUGUAAAAUAAAAUCUCAUUUAUUUGCAUAUGAA
Messenger RNA from Drosophila bipectinata, 1004 nucleotides. Its product is annotated as ubiquitin thioesterase otubain-like. Gene Ontology annotation, cellular component: nucleus. Gene Ontology annotation, biological process: protein K48-linked deubiquitination. Gene Ontology annotation, molecular function: ubiquitin binding; cysteine-type deubiquitinase activity. The record is from RefSeq and is a predicted model, not a curated record. NCBI's taxonomy places the organism in Eukaryota, Metazoa, Arthropoda, Insecta, Diptera, Drosophilidae.